Messenger RNA from Knipowitschia caucasica, 285 nucleotides. Lineage: Eukaryota; Metazoa; Chordata; Actinopteri; Gobiiformes; Gobiidae. The record is from the annotation of a GenBank genome assembly.
AUGAUCCAGGAGAGGACUCAGGAGAGGACCCAGGAGAGGACCCAGGAGAGGACCCAGGAGAGGACCCAGGAGAGGACCCAGGAGAGGACCCAGGAGAGGACCCAGGAGAUGAUCCAGGAGAGGACCCAGGAGAGGACCCAGGAGAGGACCCAGGAGAGGACCCAGGAGAUGAUCCAGGAGAGGACCCAGGAGAGGACCCAGGAGAUGAUCCAGGAGAGGACUCAGGAGAGGACCCAGGAGAGGACCCAGGAGAGGACCCAGGAGAGGACCCAGGAGAUGAUCUAG